Messenger RNA from Alligator sinensis (Chinese alligator), 2929 nucleotides. Its product is annotated as guanylate-binding protein 1-like. The record is from RefSeq and is a predicted model, not a curated record. Gene Ontology annotation, molecular function: GTP binding; GTPase activity. Bases 24 to 2705 code for a protein of 893 amino acids. The transcript has 17 exons. Lineage: Eukaryota; Metazoa; Chordata; Crocodylia; Alligatoridae.
CUGGGCCCCAGCGCGGAAUCUGGAUGCGGUGCCUGCCUCACCCUGCCCGGGCCCGGCACAGCCUGGUGCUGCUGGACACCGAGGGCUUCCCCGACCACGAGCAGGACGACGAGGAUGCCUUUUCCCGGCUCUUCGUGCUGAACGUGCUGCUCAGCAGCGUCUUCGUCUACAACAGCCGUGGUGACGGUGACCCCCAGACCCAGCUUGAGCGCCUCACCUACGUGCGGGAGCUGUCACAGCGGGUGCGUGUUCUGCCCGAGUGCUGCGAGCCCUGGGACAACAGUGUGCUGCUAAGCACCAUCCUGCCCACUUUCGUGUGGUGCCUGCGGGAUGUGGUGCCCGACCCCCAGCUCGACUGGGAGCUGGAAGAGGAGCAGCAUAACCUGGACUCCACUGUCAGCGCUACACCAGGUGCAGACCACUCCCCGACUCGCUGCAUCCAGAGCACCUUCUCCUGCCGCAAACUCUUCCGCUUCUGCCCCCCCGGCCUGGACGGGGAGUGGGGGAUGCCACCUGCCCCCCUCGGCCCACUGCACCCCACCUUCCAGGGGCAGCUGGAGCACUUCCAGCAGUACGUCCUGAGCUGCGAGCCCAAGACUACCCUGGGGAAACACCUCAUAGACGGGACGUUCCUGGCUGGGUUGCUGGAGCGCAUCGUGGAGCUGCUGGGCCGGGAUGAGACCAUCCUGUUGCAGGAAGUGUGCAAAGAGCUGCUGGAGGCGACAAUGCCGCAUGAGGUUGAAGGCUGCAGGACCCCCAGCCCCUUGGGACCAGUCCUGGAGAGCAGAGGAGCAGCCAGUGCUGCGCAGCCUCUCAGGCCCAAGCCCAAGGUGGAGGCUGUUGUGGUCCUGCAGGCAUCUUCAGCCCCUGACAGGGAUGGCACCAGGGGAGACAGUGCCCAGGCGUCACUGUGGGACCCAGCCCAGGCCACCUCUGCUACGGGGCCCAUCUGCCUGGUGGAGAAUGUGCCGAGCCAAGGGCUGCAGGUGAACCGGGAGGCACUGGCGCAGCUGCAGGCCAGGAGCCAGCCCGUGGUGGUGGUGGCCAUCGCUGGGCUAUACCGCACUGGCAAGUCCUAUCUCAUGAACCAGCUGGCCGGCAAGAGGACAGGUUUCUCCCUGGGCUCCACCAUCCAGUCACACACCAAAGGCAUCUGGAUGUGGUGCGUGCCCCACCCGCGCCGGCCCGGCCACACACUGGUGCUGCUGGAUACGGAAGGGCUGGGUGAUGUGGAGAAGGGCAACGCCAAGAACGACACGUGGAUCUUCACAUUGGCCGUCCUGCUCUCCAGCACCCUGGUCUACAACAGCCUGGGCGUCAUUGACCAAGGUGCCAUGGACCGGCUGCACUAUGUGACGGAGCUGACGGAGCACAUCCAGGCCAAGGCAGCGUCUGGGGCUGGCCUGGCAGCAGCGGGGGACGGGGCCGACUUUGUGCGCUUCUUCCCAGCCUUCGUGUGGGCCGUGCGGGACUUCACACUGCAGCUGCGGCUGGACGGGCGGGACAUCACGGCAGACGAGUACCUGGAGCACGCGCUGAGGCUGAAGCCAGGUGAUGACCAGUGCGCCCAGACCUACAACCUGCCACGGCUAUGCCUGCACCACUUCUUCCCCACUCGCAAGUGCUUUGUGUUUGAGCAGCCAGCCCACGGGGAGUACCUGCACCGGCUGGAGGAGCUGCACGAUGACCAGCUGGACCCUGGCUUCCGCAAGCAGGCAGCCCACUUCUGCGCAUACAUCUGGGCCACGGCACAGACCAAGGCCUUGCCGGGUGGCCAUGUAGUGACAGGAAAGUUGCUGGGGGACCUGGUGGUGACCUAUGUGGAUGCCAUCUGCAGUGGGGCGGUGCCCUGCCUGGAGAAUGCUGUGCUGGCCCUGGCGCAGGUGGAGAACUCAGUGGCAGUGGAGGAGGCCAUGGCCCGGUACCGGACAGCACUUGGGCCAUGGUCAGUGCUGCCCACAGAGACGUUGUCGGAGCUGCUAGCGCUACAUGCACAGGCUGAGCACGAUGCCCUGGAGGUGUUCAUGGCGCGCGCCUUCAAGGACGAGGAUCAUCUCUUCCAGCGCAGCCUCAAGGAGCAGCUGGAUGUGGAGCUGAGCAAGCUGUGCGCCGCCAACAAGCAGGCAUCCCAUGACCGGUGCCAAGCUGUGCUGCUGGAGCUCUCCGGGGACCUGGAAGCCCACAUUGGCAGUGGCACCUACGCAGUGCCUGGUGGCUACCAGCGCUACCUGGAUGAGCGUCAGCGAGUGGUGGAGCAGUACCAGGAGGUGUCACGCAAGGGGCUCAUGGCCGUGAGCGCCCUGCAGGAGUUCCUGCGGUCCCAGGAUGCUGUGGCUGACACCAUCCGGGAGGCAGACCAGAGCCUCAGUGAGCACGACAAGGAGCUUGCAGGGCAGCAGGCGCGGACAGAGGCGGCGGAGCACGAGGCGGCGGCACGGCGGAUGGCACAGGAGGCGGCCGAGCAGAGGCGGCAGGAGGCCAAGCGCAGCCAGGCUGAGCACGUGCAGCAGCUGGAGGCCCGGCUGGAGACUGAGCGCCAGCAGCUGCUGGCUGAGCACCAGCAGGCGCUGGACCACAAGCUGAAGGAGCAGGAACGGCUGUUGCACCAAGGCUUCCAGCACCAGGCUGAGCAGCUGCGGGCUGAGAUCCGGGGCCUGCAGAGGCAGAUAAGCCAGUCCCGACGCCAAACCUGCGUGCUCUUCUGAGGGGCUGCCCAGGCGCACAUGUUUUGGACCCGCUGCCCCUCCCAGGAGAGGGGGGCACACCCCGGCUGGACUCGCUCCCUCUGCCCCUGGACUCGCUCCCUCUGCCCCUGGAGUUGCUCCCUCUGCCCCUGGAGGGCCCAGAGGCCUGGGGGGGCUGGAUUCAGUGGGGCCCCGUGCCACUGUUAGGGUCCCUUUGUCCUGCUGCAAUAAAGAAUGCUUUGGAA